AUGCAGCUCCUUCGUCAGAAACUUGCCUUCAUGAUUGACGAUUGCAGCACAAUUCUGGGUGAGUUUUCCUGCACCGUCAAUAAAAAGGACGAAUCGACACUUUCAAGCCUCGUACAAAAGAAUGACGAAGUCCUCAAAUCCCUCGAGAAGUAUGAACAGCUAAUGCAGGAUCUCCAGUGUUCGGAUGCUGAGCAGCUGCAGUCCCAGCGGACGAUGGGGCCAGCGGCAGGGCAUGCAGUGACUGCCGGAGGCUCUUCGCAAUCGUCAUCGUCAGCAGUACCAGUAACAGCCUCCUUCACGAGCUCAACCUCCCUUCGACAUUUACGGACUUCUGUCGCAAAGAUUCUAGACGUACUUAAAGAACACCUCGAGCCGUUUCAUGUACUGCUAACGAACAUGGUAGGAGAUCCUACCCAUCGGGUUGAUACAGCGUCUCAGACUGCUGAUCUGAAGUUCAUUGUUCGAAAUUUGGAGGCCCUUCAAAGAAAACUUGCUGGCCUGAUCGAAGAGUGGAGCGGGAUGCUUAACUUCAAUUCGACCAGCAUCAGUAAAGAGGACGAAGCGACUUUUAUUAGCUUGACGCGAGCGAAUGACAUGAUUUGCACCCUCCUCAAUAAGUAUCUGCGUGCUUAUGAUGAGAUUUUACCUUGUUCAUCCAGAAUUCAUCAGCGCGACUUUAGUAAGUACUAA
Molecule: messenger RNA, 690 nt
Organism: Dibothriocephalus latus
Lineage: Eukaryota; Metazoa; Platyhelminthes; Cestoda; Diphyllobothriidea; Diphyllobothriidae
Source: the annotation of a GenBank genome assembly